GUUGAUUGGUUUUAAAUGAUGUCAGUCCUGACAAGACAGAUUUUGCAGCUGUGUUCUAGAUGUCAUGCUCCCAUUAUUACAUCAGUAAAAUUCAUUCAUGAGUUUGACCGCAAAGGGGGAUAUAACCACAGGAUUGAACGUCCGGUCAAGGAGCGGAUAAAAGAGGGUUAUGAAAUUUUUAAAAAAGACAUCAAGGUUUUUGGUGAAGAAAUGAAAGACAAAUGGAGAGAAGAUAGAAUGCUUAUAGCAAAUCAUAAUGAUUAUGAAUAUUUUUGGAAAUUUGAUGGUGCUAAAACUUUAGAACCCUGGGUAGUUACAGCUGACAGAGACAAUUUAGAAGGCUUUAGUAAGGCUGAAAUGGCCCUUAGUAAGAAUAACAAGGCCUUAUUUCAUGGAUAUUUAUCUCAAAGACUUCCUAAAGAUGGCAUCCUUACAAGUACUGGAUAUGCUAAUAUGAGGUCACCUCUCAAAACGAGAUCAUUUCAAAGACAAGAAUCGUAUGAUUGGAGUAUGUUUACUCAUCUGAUAUUACGAGUGAGGGGAGAUGGACGACCAUAUCAGUUGUGUAUAUUAAUGCAUAGAUAUUUUGAUGUUCAAUGGUUUGACAUGUACAAUUACACAUUGUUUACAAGAGGAGGCCCUUACUGGCAGAUAGCUAAAGUAAGUUCAAACACAUUGUUUACAAGAGGAGGUCCUUACUGGCAGAUAGCUAAAAUUCCUUUCUCAAAGUUUUUCUUGUCGCAUAAAGGUAGAAUAUUAGAUGAACAGAGGAAAAUUGACUUAGAUAAUGUACGUAAUUUUGGAUUGACUCUUGCGGAUAGUGUUGAAGGACCGUUUCAGUUAGAAGUGGAUUAUAUUGGAUUGAUCAACGAUGAGACUCACGUAGAAGAGUUUGCUUAUGAAAUGUAUCGUCAUGAAUUUAUUACAUUGUGAUUAAAUUUUAUUUAUCUGUAAUCAAAGUUUUACAUUCAAAGUUUUAAGGAUCUAUUUAAUUGAUAGGCAGACAUUUUUUGUAAAUUCUGCAUCAUGUACAAAACUUCUGUUUUGGUCUGUAUAUUUCGUUAUAAAAGGUACCAGUACCUAUGAAUAUGCUACAAUCCCAACAUGUUGGCUGACUUAAAAAAAAAUAACUCUUGUCACACAAAAACAAAACAUAUCAUACACACUUAAAUCAGUAUCAUAAUUUUUGUCGAGCCUGCGACUUUUGUCGCAGAAAGCUCGACAUAGGGAUAGUGAUCCGGCGGUAGCUGCUACGGGGGCUACGGCAGCAGCGUUAGCUAACUUCUUAAAAGCUUUAUAUUUUAGAAGGUGGAAGACCUGGAUGCUUCAUACUUUGUAUAUAGAUGCCUUAUGUUACAAAGUUUCCAUCUGUCACAUGUCAAUUGUCCUUGACCUCAUUUUCAUGAUUCAGUGACUACUUGAAAAAAAAGUUAAGAUUUUUUGUAAUGUUAAUUUCUCUCUUAUUAUGAGUAAUAGGAUAACUAUAUGUUAUGUGCAUACCUUGCAAGGUCCUCAUGCCCGUCAGACAGUUUUCACUUGACCUCGACCUCGUUUCAUGGAUCAGUGAACAAGGUUAAGUUUUGGGGGUCAAGUCCAUAUCUCAGAUACUAGAAGCAAUAAGUCUAGCAUAUUUGGUGUAUGGAAGGACUGUAAGGUGUACAUGUCCAAUUGGCAGGUGUCAUCUGACCUUGACCUCAUUUUCAUGGUUCAGUGGUUAUAGUUAAGUUUUUGUGUUUUGGUCUGUUUUUCCUAUACUGUAUGCAAUAGGUCUGAUAUAUUUGGUGUAUGGAAUGAUUGUAUGGUGUACAUGUCUAGCUGGCAGGUGUCUUCUGACCUUGACCUCAUUUUCAUGGUUCAGUGGUCAAAGUUAAGUUUUUGAGUUUUGGUCUUUUUUUCUAAUACUAUAUGCAAUAGGUCAACUAUAUUUGGUGUAUGGAAAUAUUUUAUGAUGUACAUGUCAGUCUUACAGGUUUUAUUUGACCUUGACCUCAUUGCUCAGUAUUAAGUUUUUGUGUUUUGGUCUGAUUUUCAUGGUUCAUUGGUCAAUGUUUAGUUUUCUUAGUUAGUCUGUAUCUUAGAAACUAUAAGCAAUAGGUCAACUAUAUUUGGUGUAUUGAAUGAUUGUAAGGUGUACAUGUAUUUCUUGUAUGGUUUAUAUGACCUUGACCUCAUUUUCUUGGAUCAUGUUAAGUUUAUGUGAUACUUGUAGUAAAGCUUUAUAUUUAGGACUAUCAACAUAAUAUCAAUGAUUAGUAAAGAAGGCGAGACAUUUCAGCGUGUGCACUCUUGUUAAUAUUAAAGACCAUAUGUUGACAUUGGUUGUCCUGUUGUUGGUGUUCUGUCAGAUGAGCAGUAUAUUUUUAUGUUGGUGUGGUUCAAAUAGACAGUCAGUAUUAAAUUAAAUUAUGAAUAAUGUUG
This is a messenger RNA of Mytilus californianus (California mussel), 2418 nucleotides long. RefSeq names its product complex I intermediate-associated protein 30, mitochondrial-like. The coding region runs from base 16 to 933 and encodes 305 amino acids. The record is from RefSeq and is a predicted model, not a curated record. Gene Ontology annotation, biological process: mitochondrial respiratory chain complex I assembly; mitochondrial electron transport, NADH to ubiquinone. Gene Ontology annotation, cellular component: mitochondrion. The transcript is spliced from 4 exons. Lineage: Eukaryota; Metazoa; Mollusca; Bivalvia; Mytilida; Mytilidae.